Selaginella moellendorffii is the source of this 3164-nucleotide messenger RNA. Its product is annotated as pentatricopeptide repeat-containing protein At5g16860. The record is from RefSeq and is a predicted model, not a curated record. Gene Ontology annotation, biological process: RNA modification. Gene Ontology annotation, molecular function: RNA binding; protein binding. The coding region runs from base 13 to 2145 and encodes 710 amino acids. Lineage: Eukaryota; Viridiplantae; Streptophyta; Lycopodiopsida; Selaginellales; Selaginellaceae. The transcript is spliced from 6 exons.
GCGUCGCCAAGAAUGGCCGGGGUGGGAGGAACAGGAAAUUCAUCCAAGAACAGGGAGAUAGUUGUGAGGUUCCAAGACGCUGGAUCCAAGCCCAGCGUGGCGCUCAUCCUCGCGGCUCUCAAGGCAUGUAGCAAAUCCAGGAAUGAGAAACUGGGUAGAGAGAUCCACGCCGCGGCUCGCGAGAGUGGAUUCAUGGCGAAUUCUUUCGUGGCGAGCUCUCUCAUCGACAUGUACGCCAAGUGUGGGAGGAUGGCCGACGCGAGCAGUGUCUUCCACGGGAUGGAGAUCCACAGCAUUGUCUCGUGGAAUUCCCUCAUCCUUGGCUACGCCGAGAAUCACCAGCCAGAGAGAGCGCUCCACCUCUACGAUCGAAUGCUGCGAGAGGAAAGCCUGGCUCCAAAUCACGUCACGGAUCUCGCUGCUCUCAAGGCCUGCGUGGUUCUCGCCAGGGAAGAAGACGCGCAGAUCAUCCAUGGCCAGCCAGUGAAGAUGAAAACUCUGGAGAUAGUGAUGAGGAUCCACUCUCGAGCUGCUAGAGCUGGAUCAAGCGGGCAAGAAGAACUCCACAUCUUCCUCGCCAACUUUUUGGUGGACGUUUACUCGAGGUGUGGCAGCGCGGGUGAUUCUCGACGAGUUUUCGAUGCGAUCCAACACCGCAGUGUGGUUUCAUGGACCUCGAUGAUUCUCGGCUAUGCUGACAACCAUCGCGGAGAGCUGGGCUUGGAGCUCUUCGAAGAGAUGCGUCGCGCCGGCUGCUCGCAAAACCAAGUAACUUUUAUCGCUGCGUUGAAAGCCUGCUCGAGCAUGGCGGAGAGAGAUCCCGGCGCGCUCGUCCACGGCAAGCUUGUCAAGCUCCAGGCCUUGGAAACUGGGAUGAGUCUCCACUCUCGAGCCCAAGCAGCGGGACUUUGCAAGGACUCGGUGGUGGCCAACACUUUGAUCGACAUGUACGCGAAGUGUGGAAGCAUGGAGGAUUCACGCAGAGUUUUCGACGCCAUGCCGAGGAAGUGUGUCAUCUCCUGGACCGGGAUGAUCAUGGGGUAUGCUCUAAACGGUGACGGCGAGGUAGCUCUCGAGUUCGUCCGGCAAAUGGACGAUCAUCACUGCCAGUCGAAUUACGUCACAGUUCUCGCUGCGAUCAAGGCCUGUGUGUCUUUGGCGGAGAAUGAGGCCGGGACGAUGAUCUUGGGCAGGAUGGUGAAGACGAGUUCGUUGGAGAUCGGACGAACUCUACACCGGCAAGCUCGAGAAAACGGUCACGAGAAAGAGAUCUUCGUUGCCAACGCUCUCAUCGACAUGUACUCCAAGUGUGGCAGCCUCGAGGACGCGUUUAAGAUGUUUUGGAGCAUCCGUAGGCGAGACUCGGUGUCUUGGAGCUCGAUCAUCCAGGCCUGUGCUGACAAUGGCGAGGACGAGCAAGCGCUCCAUCUCUUUUCGACGAUCCAGCGCGAGAAGAGAGUUGUGAGCCCCGCGAUCUUUGUGGCGGCUCUAAAGUCCUGUGGAAAUCUGGGAGCUCUCGAACGCGGAAGAACUCUCGAGCUAGAAAUCACAAACGCGGGCCUCGCGAGAAAUCCCAUGGUGGCAAACUCUCUCGUUGGGGUGUACGGUCGGUGUGGCAGUACGGCCGACGCCCAGCGAGUGUUCGACUCCCUUCCGCCCCAAUGCCGCGACCUGGUGACGUGGAAUGCCCUCGUGGACGCGUACGGCCGCCACGGCGACACGGCCCAAGUAAUGUCCAUGUUUCACGCGAUGCAGCACAGCCACGACCGUACGCUGUGGCCCAAUUCCGUAACUUUCUUGCUUGCCUUGAGCGCUUGCUGCCAUGCUGGCCUUGUGGACGAGGGCAAGACGCUCCUGGCCGCGAUGAUUCAAGAGAAUCGAGUGAUUCCGUCGAUCAAGCACUAUACCUGCGUGAUCGACCUGUUGGGCCGAGCUAAUCGCUUGGAGGAGGCCGUGGAAUUGGUGGAGCGAUUGCCCUUCGAAGCGGAUGCGGUGAUCUGGACGUGUUUGAUGGAUGCCGCGCACAAAUUUGGGGAUGAUGGCGUUGGGAGGAGAGCAUUUGAUGCCGUGGCGAAGCUGGAGGCGCGAUCGGCAACGUACGUGAUGAUGUCCAACAUCGUAGGAGCGGCAGCGCAAGAGCCCUAAACAAGCUCUGUUUUUCCCGCUCGGGUUUGAAUUUUAGGGUGGAUAUUCUGGCCGUUAGAUUGGAGGGGAUCCAAGGGUGAUAACAUCCCAGGGUUUUAGAAGCGUCUAGAGAGAAAUGGCUGCAGCUAUGGCGCCCUCGUCGUUGAUCGCCGCGAGGUCUUCCGCAAUUCAGCUCAACGCGCCUUCUACUUCCACAAAACUUAUCUCGAGGAGCUGGACAGGCCUUCACAUGGAAGCCGGAAGUUCAUUGUCUGUGACAAUUUCAUCGCCCCACGCUACGAGGAUAAGGAGUGGUUCUGUCCAAGUUAGAGCAGGAGUUACCGCAACAGCACCAUCAAAGUUCAAGACUCUAAAACCUCUUGGAGAUCGAGUGCUUGUCAAGAUCCAAAAAGCAAAUGAAACGACACCAGGUGGAAUUUUACUGCCAGUGACAUCACAAACCAAGCCUCAGGGUGGAGAAGUUGUAGCAGUCGGAUCAGGCAAGACCAUUGCCGACAAGAAAAUCGAUCCUUGUGUCUCGAUUGGUGACAUGGUUGUCUACUCCAAGUACGCUGGAACCGAGGUCCAAUUCGAUGAUGCCGAGCACGUCUUGCUCAAGGAGGACGACCUCAUUGGUUUCUUGUCGACCGACGAUAUCAAAGACUUGAAGCCACUCAACGAGAGAGUCUUGAUCAAGAUAGCAGAGGCCGAGGACAAGACGUCCGGAGGUAUCAUCCUCACCGAAAAUGCCAAAGAGAAGCCCGUCACUGGCACGGCUGUCGCCGUUGGAUCUGGAGCUUUCGGAGAGGAUGGGGUGAAAAAGCCGCUAGAUAUUGCUCCAGGGAACUCGGUCAUGUAUUCCAAGUAUGCUGGAAACGAGUUUAAGAGCAAAGACGGGAGCGAGUAUGUUGUGAUCCGUGCAUCGGACAUUCUCGCAGUUUUGCCAUAGCUAGCUCCCAAGGAUUGAAACAAAAACCAAUCAAUUUUAUUCUGGGAAAAAAAACAACUAGAAUCAAGAGGUAAAAGUCUUGUUCCAUUUA